UCUGGCCUCCCGCGCGUUCGGAGCAGGUGGAUUCCGUUUUGUAUUGCGCCGCUUUUUGUUUGCAGCCCCCCUCCUCCUCGCCUCCGCCUUUCUUCGGCCUCCCGAGCCGGCAGGAUGUUCGAGGCCCGGCUGAUCCAGGGCUCGCUGCUGAAGAAAGUGGUGGACGCCCUCAAGGACUUCAUCACCGAGGCCUGCUGGGAACUGGGCUCGGGGGGCAUCAGCCUGCAGAGCAUGGACUCCUCGCACGUCUCGCUGGUGCAGCUCACGAUGCGCUCCGAGGGCUUCGACACCUACCGCUGCGACCGCAACAUCGCCAUGGGGGUCAACAUCGUGAGUCUGUCCAAAGUACUUAAGUGUGCGAGUAACGAAGACAUAAUUACUCUGAGAGCAGAAGACAAUGCAGAUACUCUGGUUCUAGUGUUUGAGACACCAAAUCAGGAGAAAGUCUCUGAUUAUGAAAUGAAGUUAAUGGAUUUGGAUGUAGAACAACUUGGAAUUCCAGAACAGGAGUACAGCUGUGUUGUGAAAAUGCCUUCUGGGGAGUUUGCGCGCAUCUGCCGAGACCUUAGCCAUAUCGGAGAUGCUGUUGUAAUCUCCUGCACAAAAGAUGGUGUUAAGUUUUCUGCUACUGGGGAGCUUGGAAAUGGAAACAUCAAACUGUCACAAACCAGUGAUGUGGACAAAGAGGAAGAAGCUGUAAUAAUAGAGAUGAAUGAGCCAGUCCAGCUGACUUUUGCCUUGAGAUACCUGAACUUCUUUAUCAAAGCUACACCUCUGUCUCCUACGGUGACGCUCAGUAUGUCUGCAGACAUUCCACUUGUUGUGGAAUACAAGAUUGCAGACAUGGGACACUUGAAAUAUUAUUUGGCUCCAAAGAUUGAAGAUCAAGAAGAAUCUUAAAAGAUUUUGAGCCUGGGAAAUGAUGAUUUUGUGAAAGAUGAAAGUCAGCUUCUGUUCCAGUUUUCAGUCUUUGGUGCAUGGAACUAGCACUUCUGCACUUAGGACCAUUUGUAGAUAUUUUUCUGUAAAUAACUUUUCCAUUUAUUAUACAAACGUCUUUUCUGAAAUAGUUUUUCUUCCUUACUACUUCCUGUAGCUUUUAAAUUGUGUUUUUAUGGCUCUUUGCUUCAUUUAGCAGGCACUGGAGUGCAGUAUUUAAAAAGAAGUACGGUCUCUAUAACAUUGCUUUACACUGAGGUUGUUGGGACCUAAAAACAAAUUAUGUUUAGACCAAUCUGCUUUUAUUGUUUUGAAGUGGAUGCCUGCAGAAGGCAAAAGACUUGUCAAUAAAGAAUAUUCAUUUUCGUA
This is a messenger RNA of Pogona vitticeps (central bearded dragon), 1308 nucleotides long. It is a transcript of the gene PCNA, whose product is annotated as proliferating cell nuclear antigen. Lineage: Eukaryota; Metazoa; Chordata; Lepidosauria; Squamata; Agamidae. Gene Ontology annotation, cellular component: PCNA complex. Gene Ontology annotation, biological process: mismatch repair; regulation of DNA replication; leading strand elongation. The record is from RefSeq and is a predicted model, not a curated record. Gene Ontology annotation, molecular function: DNA polymerase processivity factor activity; DNA binding.